Messenger RNA from Calidris pugnax (ruff), 2684 nucleotides. It is a transcript of the gene RASL11B, whose product is annotated as RAS-like family 11 member B. Bases 985 to 1491 code for a protein of 168 amino acids. The transcript is spliced from 3 exons. NCBI's taxonomy places the organism in Eukaryota, Metazoa, Chordata, Aves, Charadriiformes, Scolopacidae. The record is from RefSeq and is a predicted model, not a curated record. Gene Ontology annotation, molecular function: GTPase activity; GTP binding.
GGUCCCCAGCGUAAAAGAAAAAAAUUUAAAAAAACUUAAAAAACGGGGCUGCUGGCACCUCUAAGGGCUUUUUUUUUUAUUUUUUUUUUUUAAUUACCACCCCGAGGUGCCCCAGGUCCCUUAAACCUUAUUCCGUGGGCAUCCCGGCAAAUGCGCUGCCUGUGGGCACGGCUUCACCAGCACCCUGUGUGUGUGUGUGUGUGUGUGUGCGCGUGUCUCUGUGUCUCACCACGUCCCCGGGCUCCAGGGGAUUCCAGCAGAAUUUACUUUAUAUGGUGAGAACGUCCCUCCUGGAAGAAGUCUUUUAGAUAAAAUAAGAAAGCGUUCUGUAAACUUAAUAUUCCCCUACUGCCAGCAGCUGAAUGGCGUGGGCAGAGGUGAUGGGAUGUACUCGCCUGAGUGUAGUACACUGGGGAGUCUAAACUAUUGGGAAUGUAAAAUUAUACAACGUUCUGUUGAAGAAACUGCUUGAAAAAGCCAAAUAAAUGAAAAAAAAAACCACCCCACACCACAAACAAACCCACCCCACCACAAAACCAACAAAUAGCUCAGCCAGCAGAAAGCUCCUCAGAAAAAUGGUUUGUUAAAGCGCAGAAAUACUGAGUGACAAGAAAAUUGCCCUUUUGUAAUAGCUGGUUAUUUUGUACACUUAGUUGUCAUCUAAAGUUAAAACAGUCUUUAAGAAGUGAUUAAGUUCCGAGUUGCACAAUAUUAAAUGCCAGGCUCCAAAACAAGUCAACGCAAGAUUAAAUCUCAGGCUUCUAUCUAGGAAAGCCAUAAAUGGGUUGUUACACCCAAAAAAACUUAUAACACUGGUCCCUCUCCUCAAAAAUAGCAGUAGGACAUUUUUUUUUUUUUUCUUUGCACAACUAAUGGGCAGCAGCAGGGUUAUUUGUCUGUUUGUGGGUGGUGGCUGCACUUGUGAACCUGUUGGUGUUCUUGUCAGGUAACCUCUACAGCAGACACAUCCAGGUAGAUGGAGAGAUGCUGGCCAUCCAAGUGCAAGACACUCCUGGAGUUCAGAUCCACGAGCACAGUCUGGACUGUAACGAGCAGCUGAACAGAUGCAUUCGCUGGGCAGAUGCCCUGGUGAUUGUCUUCUCCAUCACAGACUAUAAGAGCUAUGAACUACUCAGUCACCUCUACCACCACGUUCGGCAGUUGCACCCAGGAAACGCGGUCCCCGUGGUCAUCAUAGCCAACAAAGCUGACCUCUUGCACAUCAAGGAGGUGGAGCCUCAGCACGGACUUCAGCUGGCCAACAUGCUGGGCUGCACUUUCUACGAAGUGUCCGUCAGCGAAAACUACAACGAUGUCUUCAACGCCUUCCACCUCCUCUGCAAAGAAGUCAGUAAACAGCAAACCACCAGCACCCCCGAGAGAAGGAGAACCUCCCUCAUCCCUCGGCCGAAAUCGCCCAACAUGCAGGACCUGAAGAGGAGGUUUAAGCAAGCGCUGUCUGCCAAAGUGAGGACCGUCACUUCUGUUUGAUGGCGGAGCUGCUGGUAUGCCCAGGGCUCAGCCUGAGACUGAAACCCGGGGUGUUUGACACUGGCACGUGUAGAGCCUGAGGCAUGGGGACAGAAGGCUGGUUCAGGCAGCCUUUUCCUUGGCUGUAGGAACAAGCGGUCGCUUAAAAAAAGGACCAGCGGCAGAUUGGAAAAGGGGGGGAAAGAAAUGAACCCCAAACUCUUGAAAUGGUUUGAAGAUGUGACUUGUAGAACAAGUAUUUUCAUUUGGAAAAGGAACUUUCCAGUAAAUGAAACAAGCCUUCAGUUUGCCUUUUCUCCAACGGGACAGAUUUGACUUAACCCUUGUGCAGAAACAGCUUUUUAGCUGUGACUCUCAACUCCUUGUACUUGAGCAGGGAAACACCCUGAACUGCAGGUCACUGUUCAGAAGUAACCACUCCAGUCUUGUUUUUCACUUGGAUGAAGGACAGCAUGAUGUAUCUGUUUAAUUUUAUUGCACAGUAGAACUGUUCAUUUCCCUUGUAUUUCAAAACAAACGAGCAAACACUUUACAAAUUCUGUUAAGAAAAAAAAAAGUGUAAAAUAAGUGGAUACCACUGAGUAUCAAGACUGUAAACAAUGGCCCUUUAUUUUUUUACUAGCUGUGUUAUUGCUGACAACUUGACCAGACUCCUUGUAUGCAAAACUGUUGUCCACAGGGUGUAAACGUAUCUAAUUACAAAUAACUUGUGGGGUUUUUAUACUGUCGGGGGAGGCGGGGGGGAGGGAAAUACUGUCCAGACUAAAUGAUCCAACAGCUUUUGAGGAAUGAGUGUGGAGCUGGAGGGGUCGUCCAUUACAUCUUCUGCUGGUGUAAGACACUUCUCUCUGUGCACCAUGGGUGCAGAAGGAAGGUGGCUGUGACCCAGGUGGGUGUGAAACCCCACUGGCUCCAGGUGAUGAAGCUGGUGGCUUGUUCUGAGCUGAGCCAGGCCGUUUGUCCUUAGACACGUGUGGCAGACUUAUAUCUAACUCUUCUUUUUUUUAAUUAUUUUUAUUUUACAUUGAGCCAAUGGAGUUCACAGGCUAAAGGCCUUACACAUAUGCACUUUAAAAAGCCAGUUGUGCUUUUUGUUUAAACUGUAACUUAUUUAUUUUGUGUACAGUUGCUCCUCAUGGGGAGUGGACUUUUCCUUCUUACUGCCUGGUUCAACAUUAAAUUUUUGAAUUGCA